This is a messenger RNA of Entamoeba dispar SAW760, 1221 nucleotides long. RefSeq lists its product as uncharacterized. Gene Ontology annotation, cellular component: cytoplasm; ubiquitin ligase complex. NCBI's taxonomy places the organism in Eukaryota, Evosea, Mastigamoebida, Endamoebidae. Gene Ontology annotation, molecular function: ubiquitin protein ligase activity; ubiquitin conjugating enzyme binding; zinc ion binding. Bases 1 to 1221 code for a protein of 406 amino acids. Gene Ontology annotation, biological process: ubiquitin-dependent protein catabolic process; protein polyubiquitination; positive regulation of proteasomal ubiquitin-dependent protein catabolic process. The transcript has a single exon. The record is from RefSeq and is a predicted model, not a curated record.
AUGAGCACUCAACCAAACUCUGUCUUUAUUAGUGAUAUUCCUGACAAUUCUAAACAAACUCAAAACAAUCUUCUUUUUAUUCUAGAUAGAUAUGCCCCUGGUUAUAUAUCAAAUUCACUGAGAUUUAAGUUCUCUAAAAAGUCAAACAGGUUUAUUGCGUUUAUAGACUUUGAUUCAUAUGAAAAUGCUGUUGCAUUGACAAAACAAACCCUUGCUAUUCAAAUUCAAAAUAAUGUUCCUUAUAAUUUCUCAUUGAUGAAGUACAAACAAUCUAUAUCUUAUGGAGCCUAUGAGAAUAAUGUUUUAUAUGCCAAUCACAUCUCUGUUGAUGAAAAACAAGCCAUCAACUGUUUUCAUACACUUUAUCACCCAACAAAAAUAGUUUGCAAACCAACUGCUUCUGAUCUAUCUUCAUGGUACAUACUCUCUACAUACCAAACAAUAGAACAAGCAAAAGAAACUAAAGACUAUUUGAAUGAACGUAAGGCAUUGGGGCCAAUGUCUUCUGUUUAUUUUUCAUACACCAAUUCUAAAACACCUCAAACCCAAACACCUCAAGAAAAUUCACAGAAAGCGUCAUCACCUAUUCAACCUCCGAAAAGAAAAGUCUUACAAAUUCUACCACUUACUCCAGUAAAAUCCUUAAAAGAGAAAAAAAGAAGAGAUAAACUUUCGUCCCCUAAAUCCAGACAACAACCAAGUCAACAGAAUGAAAUAGAACCAUUACCAAGAAUCACUAUUGAAGGUCUUUCCGAAGACGAUAUUAAAACUAUACGUAAUAAUCUAAUGAAAAUAAAAAAUGAAAAGAAAUUAGAAGAUUAUAUUAUAAGAGUGUUAAAUGAAAAGAUUAGAACUAAUGUUUGUGAAUUAUGUCAAGAACGUAAAACAUUAACAAACCUUUAUCAAUUCUGUCCUUGUAAACAUGUAUUUUGUCUAGAUUGUUUAGCUCCAAAUUUAAAUGAAUCAAUUAAAGACAACCAAAUAAUGAGAUGUCUUCAUAAUAAAUGUCAAUCUGAAAUAGAACUUAAUGAAAUAAAAAGGAUUGACUUAGGGCUAUAUCAAAAAUAUGACAAUAUGUUGUUAAGUAUGUAUGUUGAACAACAUAAAGAUAUUGUUCAUUGUCCAAAUCCAUAUUGUCAAGGAUAUAUUUACGUAAAUACAACAACAUCAAGUAUGAUGAACUGUGAAUUAUGUGGUUAUAAAUAUAUUAUAGGAAGAUAA